AUUUGACAAAAGUACAAAACGAUCCAAUUACACUGCUAGUAGAAGAUGGCAAGCCACCUCCAUUUUUUACCCCCUUCUAAAACCUUAUCUCUUUCAGUUAUCCUCGGCCAUGGCGUCUCUACUGCUAGCAUCACCUUCUCCACUCUCCGUUCAAUUGCACAAUUCCACCUGUCACCUUUCCUUCUCUCACUCCCAAACUCUUUCCUCACCGCUCUCCACUUCCUUUCCUUCUCUCUCAGCCUCUGCAACCACCACUCUCUCCCCAACCCCUUCUGUGUACUGUGGCAGAGGGGACAGGAAAACUGCAAAGGGAAAGCGCUUCGCUCAUUCAUUUGGAAAUGCGAGGCCAAAGGACAAGAAGAAGGGUAGAGGGCCACUGAGGCCUUAUGCUCCACCGGCACCUUCCAAAAAAGACAGGUUCGAAGAUAAUGAGGUGGUGAAGAUUGAAAUUGACGAGUCUCUCUUUUCUGGUUGAUUUUGGUGGUGAAUUGUAAUUUUGUGUCUUCCAUGGUUUAGUUGUUGAUAUAUGAUUCCAUUGUGACAUACACAAUUCGGCUUGUGCUUAUGCUAUAUCAGUUUUCAAUUUUUAUUGCCCUUAAUCGAGGUCAAUGUGCUUUCUUUA
Messenger RNA from Glycine soja, 622 nucleotides. RefSeq names its product 30S ribosomal protein S31, chloroplastic-like. The coding region runs from base 110 to 475 and encodes 121 amino acids. Lineage: Eukaryota; Viridiplantae; Streptophyta; Magnoliopsida; Fabales; Fabaceae. The record is from RefSeq and is a predicted model, not a curated record. Gene Ontology annotation, biological process: plastid translation. Gene Ontology annotation, cellular component: plastid; ribosome. The transcript is spliced from 3 exons.